Rhagoletis zephyria (snowberry fruit fly) is the source of this 765-nucleotide messenger RNA. RefSeq lists its product as uncharacterized. The record is from RefSeq and is a predicted model, not a curated record. Gene Ontology annotation, cellular component: chitin-based extracellular matrix. Gene Ontology annotation, biological process: chitin-based cuticle development. NCBI's taxonomy places the organism in Eukaryota, Metazoa, Arthropoda, Insecta, Diptera, Tephritidae. Gene Ontology annotation, molecular function: structural constituent of chitin-based larval cuticle.
AUGCGUCUUUUUAUUGUCUUUUAUUUCUUAGCGGCUGUAUCCGCAGAUAAGUUGGGCUACAACUACAGACCGGUGCCACAUUCUUCGUCCGGACUUUCCUUCGCCCCAGGCAGUGGAAGUGCAGGUGGAGACUAUGGAGGCUUAGCUUCCGGUGGUAAUAUAGGUAGUUCAGGAAACCUCGGUGGCUUAACUGGCGUCGGCAGUGGAUACGAUUCUGGCGCACCAAGUAUUUUAGCUCCAGUAAUACAAGAAGCCAACAAGGAGUUUUUCACAUUUACCGCUCCUGAAGAAGAAUUCGAAGACGGGGAAGCUAGUCAGCAGCUGGCCCACUCUCUAAAGAAGAAUGUCCGUGUAAUAUUUAUUAAGGGACCCGAAAACAAUGGUUUGGAAAACGCUGCACUUGCCCUAGCCAGAAACGCCGCUGAACAAAAGACCGCCAUUUACGUACUGCAGAAACAGCAUGACAUUGCUGACUUGGCGAGCAAACUGCAAGCUGUUAACGAUCAUCGAAACAGUCAUCCACAGGUGCAUUUCGUCAAGUACCGCAACCAUGACGAUCUUGCCAAUGCGCAACGUACCAUUCAAUCGCAGUACGAUCAAGAGCCGGGCACAUCCCAGAACUACAAUGGAGGUGUUGCUCCCGUACUCAACUUUGCCUCGCCUGUGUCAUCAUACGGACAACAACAGCAGUACUAUAAACCAGCUGCUAGCAAUGCGAACGUCAAUUACCUACCACCUUCAUUGAUAAGACGUCUCCGCUUUUAG